Messenger RNA from Batrachochytrium dendrobatidis JAM81, 1845 nucleotides. Its product is annotated as mRNA splicing protein PRP45. Gene Ontology annotation, cellular component: spliceosomal complex. NCBI's taxonomy places the organism in Eukaryota, Fungi, Chytridiomycota, Chytridiomycetes, Rhizophydiales. The transcript is spliced from 5 exons. Gene Ontology annotation, biological process: mRNA splicing, via spliceosome. The record is from RefSeq and is a predicted model, not a curated record. The coding region runs from base 88 to 1827 and encodes 579 amino acids.
ACCAAUUCAACUUAACCGUUUGAUUUGGUCUUAGCAGUCCAACUCUAGUCUAUAUUAGCAACAACAGUCUGUACUGUAUUACCAGAAAUGUCUUUGUAUAGUAUUCUUCCUAAACCAAAGGCUGUUUUGCAAUCAAGUCGAUGGGAUGAUGACUCGGAUGAUGAAGCACAAUCUGCUGUGGAGAAUCGUAGUGAUGGAGUAGUGUCUACAGUCAAACAAGGCCCGCCUCCUUAUGGAUUCCGUGUUGGGUUUGCUCCAAAAACACUUCAGGAUUUCGGAGAUGGUGGUGCAUUCCCCGAGAUUCAUAUGGUUCAAUUUCCUCUUGAUAUGGGAAACAAACGAGGAGCAGGUGGUGGACAUGCACAUACACUUUCACUAGAAACAGAUGAGUCGGGAAAGAUUCGAUAUGAUUUGGUUUUACAUCAGGGACAAAAAAAGAAUGAUAAAAAGGUAAUUCAUUCAAGCCUUGCUGCAAUGAAGGAGCAGGAUGUCAUUGACGGUGAUGAAAAUCUGUUGCGACCCGAUGCGAGUAGCGUCAAAGAGGUUGCAGAUCGGACUCGUGCUGCUCUUGACAAACUUGUUGGGGUGCAUACCGCAUCAGCCAAGAGUGGUCAGAUUGUUAAAGCCAAAGAAGGUGCAACAUUUGUACGAUACACACCUGCAGAUCAAGCUGCUUCUGAGGCUGCAUCGGGUGCCAAAUCUCGUAUCAUCAAGAUGGUUGAAGCACCAAUAGAUCCUUUUGAACCUCCCAGAUUUAAGCCUAAAAAGGUGCCUCGUGGCCCACCCUCUCCACCACCACCAGUAAUGCAUUCUCCGCCCCGAAAAGUCACUGUUGAAGAACAGCGCAACUGGAUUAUUCCACCUUGUAUCAGUAAUUGGAAGAACGCCAAAGGUUAUACCAUUCCUUUGGAUAAGCGUCUUGCUAAUGACGGCCGAGGGCUUCAAGAAGUAACAAUUAAUGACAAUUUUGCCAAACUAUCCGAAGCACUAUUUAUUGCAGAUCGUCAUGCACGAGACGAAGUGCGGUUAAGAGCCGAGAUGCAAUCCAAAGUUGCAGCAAAGGAAAAGCGUGAAAAGGAAGAUAUGUUGCGAAUGCUGGCUCAAAAGGCACGUGAAGAGCGUGCCGGACUUGUUUCUGGUACGGGUGAGGCUCCUUCUGCAGAUCAUUUCAUCUCUAGCGUGCUUGAUGGUGGAAAUACUACUCAUGAACGAGAAGAGCAUAUUGAUCAGUUUGCCACUGAGGAUGAGGAGGAGUUGACUGAAGAGCAAAAGAAGAUGAUGAAGGAGCGUGACGAUCUGCGUCGUGACAAGGCCAAACAACGUGAGCGAGAGCUUCGUAUGACGCAUAUGGGAACCGAUACUAAAGUGCGUGUCAUGGCACAAGGAACCAAUCGUGAUAUUUCCGAAAAGAUUGCACUCGGACUUGCCAAGCCGACCAUGUCCAAGGACACCAUGUUUGACCAGCGUCUAUUUAAUCAGUCUGCGGGUAUUUCAUCAGGAUUUGGGGCAGAAGACUCGUACAACACGUAUGACAAGCCGCUCUUUCAAGGAUCAUCAGCCAAUGCAAUCUACCGACCCAAACGUAUCGAGACUGAAACCGUUGCGGGUGUGCAUACAGAUAAGAUUGAAAAGCUUCUUGGCGACAAUGCACCUCAUCGUGGGUUUCAAGGCACAGAGACUGAAAGGGGAGCAGCAGUCCGAGAUGGACCGGUUGCUUUUGAGAAGGAAGCCGACAUAUUUGGGUUUCAAGACUUUAUGUCGACUGCUAAGCGUGGUCGAUCUGGGGCCGAGAAUACCAGCAGCGACUCGAAACGAAACAAACAAUAAAAUGAGUUUUUGUAAUUG